AUGGCAGAAAAUCAGGCGGACGACGAUUUCGACGCUGGGGAAUCCCAUGAAAUUCUUGACGAGCCUUGUGAGAACGAUUUUGCGAAUGCUCUUCUGACUAUAAACAGCACAAUUCUGACCACGGGCGAAUCGCUCAAACGACUACAUGAGCAACAGGACAAGUUGCUAAACUCGGCAGAAUCUGCCGGAAAAGCCAAAUUGGCCAAUGUUCGACAGUCUGAAUCAGACACAAAUGACGCCUCUGACUCAGAGGAGUUACUAGACACUACAGAAAGCGACAAAGCAGCCACCGAAGCUGCUCAAAGCGAGGAAAACAACGCCUUACUAGACGAGAUUGAACACUCACUCAACGAAGACAAAAAAACUGAAAAUCCCGUCUCAGCGAAACUAGCGAACAUUGCCAACAAACGUUGGCUCCAAAAGCUUGGUGAUGAACAACUUAAAAAGAGAAACUUGAAAAAUAUCACCGCCCUGCAAACUGCGAGAAACUCGCCGUGA
Paramuricea clavata is the source of this 498-nucleotide messenger RNA. Lineage: Eukaryota; Metazoa; Cnidaria; Anthozoa; Malacalcyonacea; Plexauridae. The record is from the annotation of a GenBank genome assembly.